Messenger RNA from Ascochyta rabiei, 951 nucleotides. Its product is annotated as ADP/ATP carrier protein. The record is from RefSeq and is a predicted model, not a curated record. Gene Ontology annotation, biological process: mitochondrial ADP transmembrane transport; mitochondrial ATP transmembrane transport. Gene Ontology annotation, molecular function: ATP:ADP antiporter activity. Lineage: Eukaryota; Fungi; Ascomycota; Dothideomycetes; Pleosporales; Didymellaceae. Bases 1 to 951 code for a protein of 316 amino acids. Gene Ontology annotation, cellular component: mitochondrial inner membrane. The transcript is spliced from 4 exons.
AUGUCUUCCGAAAACGUUGAUAAAAGUUUCAUGGGUUUACCCGGCUUCGUGGUCGACUUCCUGAUGGGUGGUGUCUCCGCCGCCGUCUCGAAGACCGCUGCCGCCCCCAUCGAGCGUGUCAAGCUCCUCAUCCAGAACCAGGAUGAGAUGCUGAAGUCCGGCCGUCUCGACCGCAAGUACGACGGUAUCGUCGAGUGCUUCAAGCGCACUGCCUCCAACGAGGGUGUCCUCUCCCUCUGGCGUGGUAACACUGCCAACGUCAUCCGUUACUUCCCCACCCAGGCCCUCAACUUCGCUUUCCGCGACACAUACAAGUCCAUGUUCGCCUACAAGAAGGAGCGUGACGGUUACGCCAAGUGGAUGGCCGGUAACUUGGCCUCGGGUGGUGCCGCUGGUGCCACUUCCCUCCUUUUCGUCUACUCUCUCGACUACGCCCGUACCCGUCUCGCCAACGACGCCAAGUCCGCCAAGAAGGGUGGUGAGCGCCAGUUCAACGGUCUCGUAGACGUCUACAAGAAGACCCUCGCUUCCGACGGUAUCGGUGGUCUUUACCGUGGUUUCAUGCCCUCCGUUGCUGGUAUCGUUGUCUACCGUGGUCUGUACUUCGGUAUGUACGACUCGAUCAAGCCUGUCCUCCUUACCGGUAACCUCGAGGGUAACUUCCUUGCCUCUUUCGCUCUUGGUUGGGCCGUCACCACCGGUGCCGGUAUCGCCUCUUACCCUCUCGACACCAUCCGCCGUCGUAUGAUGAUGACCUCCGGUGAGGCCGUCAAGUACUCUGGCACCAUGGAUGCUGCUCGCCAGAUCGUCGCCGCUGAGGGCAUCAAGUCCCUGUUCAAGGGUGCUGGUGCCAACAUCCUCCGUGGUGUUGCUGGUGCCGGUGUCCUGUCCAUCUACGACCAGGCCCAGCUCCUCAUGUUCGGCAAGAAGUUCAAGGGUGGAUCCGGUUAA